This is a messenger RNA of Bombina bombina (fire-bellied toad), 1974 nucleotides long. RefSeq names its product mannose phosphate isomerase (gene MPI). Gene Ontology annotation, molecular function: mannose-6-phosphate isomerase activity; zinc ion binding. Lineage: Eukaryota; Metazoa; Chordata; Amphibia; Anura; Bombinatoridae. The transcript is spliced from 8 exons. Bases 49 to 1320 code for a protein of 423 amino acids. Gene Ontology annotation, cellular component: cytosol. The record is from RefSeq and is a predicted model, not a curated record. Gene Ontology annotation, biological process: GDP-mannose biosynthetic process; carbohydrate metabolic process.
AGUGACGUCCUACAGAAGACGACAGACACAGGGGUGAAGGUUGAUGCAAUGGUGGUGCCCCGAGUUUUUCCUCUUUCCUGUGUCGUACAGGACUAUGCAUGGGGUAAGCUGGGGAGGGACAGUGAGGUAGCCAGCCUGUGGGCAAAAGGUGAACCUGAGCGGCAAAUAGAACCAAACAGGCCAUAUGCAGAGCUAUGGAUGGGUUCUCACCCUAAGGGAGAUGCCAUCAUCCUAGAUAACCGCAUUACCGAGAAAACACUAGGACAGUGGAUUGCUGCUCACCCAGAAUGCCUUGGGUCUAAAGUCAGAAAGGCAUUUGAAGACCAGCUGCCGUUCCUGUUCAAAGUACUAUCAGUCAGACUGGCACUUUCAAUCCAAGCUCACCCUGAUAAGGCAUUGGCUGAGAAGCUUCACGCCCAGUUUCCUCAACACUACCCUGAUGCAAACCACAAACCAGAGAUGGCCAUAGCUCUUACUCCAUUCCGGGGAAUGUGUGGAUUUCGGCCUGUGUCAGAAAUAGUAGGCUUCUUACGUGAUGUGCCAGAGUUCUGUGCUCUGAUUGGCCAAGAGGCUGCGCAGGAGUUGGAGAUGUGUGCUGUAGAACCAUGUGAUGGUAUAAAGGUGCGGGAUGCUCUGCAGAGAUGCUUCACACACAUGAUGCAGAGUGGCAAGAAGGAGUGUGCUGAGCAACUCAACCUCCUGGUGCAGCGAGUAUCUCAGCAAGCUCAGAAUGGAUUAGACGUCUCUCCUUGCAUCGGAGAUCUGCUGCUUACAUUACACUCUCAGUUUCCUGGGGAUAUUGGCUGCUUUGCAAUCUACUUCCUCAAUGUACUGACCCUGCAGCCUGGAGAAGCCAUGUAUUUGGGGGCUAAUGAACCCCACGCUUAUCUAAAAGGAGACUGUAUGGAGUGUAUGGCAUGCUCAGAUAACACAGUCCGUGCUGGUCUCACCCCUAAGUUUAUAGACGUUCAAACCUUGUGUGAGAUGCUGACUUAUAUUCCGGCUCCUGCUAGCUCAAAGCUUUUCACUCCUGUUCCUAUCAGUGGAGACCCUUAUGCGCUUCUUUAUAACCCUCCAAUACCGGAUUUCUCCGUCAUCAAGAUUGAGGUACCAUCUACUGUGUCUAAAUACCAUGUGGAGCCUGUAGACUCAGCCAGCAUCCUGUUGUGUGUCCGUGGACAGGCCACAAGCUGUGACUCUCAUGAGAAUCUUAACCUCCAUCCUGGCACUGUCCUCUUCAUCUCAGCUAAUGAAAAACUGACACUUGUCAUGGAUGCCCCCAAUAGUCUCUUACUCUUUAGGGCCUGCUGCUUGCUUUGAUAGGAUAAUUGAGGGGCAACCCUAAUAAAAUAGAUCUUCCCCUGUGGUGAUGCCAAAUCUCCAGCAAUGUCCCUGGGUGUUUGUGGCCUAUGUUGAAUCAGGGCAGAGAAUAGACACGGCUUUUCCUCUUGCAGGUCCUUUGAGGUGUUUGGGUGAUUAUUUCCGCUAGUGAGGAUCAGUUUGUUGCAUGCUUUAGUAAAGUGCUAGAGGAGAAUUCUGAAACACUUCAGAUAUGUUAAGCUAGAUGAUGUUGUUUUAGCUGUUACCCCAUUUGUUACUACUCACACUGACUGCUAGCAAGGGCUGAUGUGCAUUGCUUAAGUAUGUGUUACAGCCCUCUCUAACAGACAGAAAUUAUGCUUUUAUAGUGGUGAAGCCCAAAAUUAGUUACAUGAAGAUUAUAAGAUUCCUGGAAAAAAAAAGUGCCCAGCAUUAAUAUUUCCUGCUUUGUUACUCUUACAAAAAAAUGAAUCCUGGAGCUGUAUUGAAGUUGAGUUUUUGCAGAUAAUACCCACUGGAAUGUUGGUCCUGCCAUGAUCAGAUACUACAGUUCUGGUGAUUUGCAGAGUAUGGUUUAUUAUAUUGCUUGUGUUAUAGUUACAGUGAAACGUGUAGUCUGGUUUACAAACAGUAAAGCUUGAGGAUUCAAAAAAA